CCAAUGGCCCCUUCUCUCGUCCUUCUUCUUCUUCUGUCUAACAACAAUACACUACCACACACUUUCACGCUCUCUUCUCUCACCAAAUUCUUCUUCCUCACCAAAUUCUUCUUUCUCUCUAUGUUCUUCAUCUUCUAACUCUCUCUUCUCUUCUCGCCAUAGCUUCUCCUUCCUUCUCACGCUGUACAGUUAAAGCUUAAGAUCUAUUUUCAUGUGAACAGGUUUUUUAGUUAAUUUUUGAAUUCGAAAGAAAAAGAUGAAUCACUUUGCGGUUCAACCAAACGCUUUCGCUGCCGGCGGAGAUUUGAGAAGCAGCUCCGUUUCUGUUGUUGAAAGAGAUCAAACCACCGUCGUUUGUCCAAAACCACGUCGUGUUGGUCUCCGUAAUAACCACCAUCCUUCUCGAUCUCUCCGUUGUUACUUCAGUCACCAAUUGGAGCUAUGUGAAUCCAAAGCAGAGACUGAUAUUUUGGAUAUCAUUCUCACCAAGGAUGGUUAUGGUGCAGAACAAGUUCAUAAGCAGGUAAUAGACUCGCCGUCCCCGUUUUUAUGUGGGUCGCCGCCGAGUAGAGUCGCUAACCCAAUAACACAGGAUGCUCGAUUUCGAGAUGAGAUUGUAUCGGUUUCUUCAGUGAUUCCGCCUCCGUUGGGUUUACCUCCUUCAUCAUCUCCUUCUUCCUCUGGGAGGAAAGGAGGAUGUGUUGUUAGAGGCAAUUUUGGUAACAGCCCAAAGGUUAGGAUCGAAGGGUUUGAUUGUCUUGACAGGGAUAGCAGAAACUGCAGCAUCCCUGCCUUGGCUUAGAAACUGAACCCGAACGAACCCUUUUAGGAUUUUCAUACAUACUCUUUUGAGUUAACUCACAAGAACCCAAUUAGUGCGUCGUAAAUAUAAGUGUUAAGGAGAUUGAGCUGUGUGGGAAUCUUGAGGGGAAUGAGUAAAAAGAGAUCGAUCGAUCCGUUGGUGUUUGCGUUUUCGUUUUUUCAAGAGUGUAAAUAGGUAACGGAGCAAUUUUCUGGGUUAAGUUUUUAAGUAUCUAGUGUUCUUGUGGUCAUUUUGUAAGUAUUAAGGUAAAAAUAAAAGAGUUAGGUUUUGGAGGAAUAUUAAAUAUUUGGGAAGGUCAGGUUUCUUUGUAUGGUUUAUUUGUGUAAAGUAAAGAAAGAGAUUUGGACCUAAUCAGAGUGAGAGAGAGAUAGGAAAAAAAAGAAGGGUAUUUUGGCUAUUUUCAUUUAGUUUUUUUUUUUUUGAGAGAUGAGGAAAAAAAUUUGUACAAAAAGAAAUUCAAAUGAUAUUUUACUUUGAAAGCAGCGAAUCUGUUGUUUCUGAAUUUUUGAGAAAGAGAUGAUGUAAUGAGUAAAAAGCUGUGAACCUGAGAAGUGCCAUGUGUUACACAAAGGUUGGAGACUCAUUCAAAAUA
This is a messenger RNA of Arabidopsis lyrata subsp. lyrata, 1415 nucleotides long. RefSeq lists its product as uncharacterized. Lineage: Eukaryota; Viridiplantae; Streptophyta; Magnoliopsida; Brassicales; Brassicaceae. The transcript is spliced from 4 exons. The record is from RefSeq and is a predicted model, not a curated record. The coding region runs from base 257 to 802 and encodes 181 amino acids.